AUGGUGAACCCCGAUGUUUUGCCCCAACAAGUUGUGUCUCCGAAUGUCCAAGGUGUUGUUUUGAAGGUGGUAGAUGUUGGCAACCAAUUUAAAAACGAGCAAAAGUUUAAAUGUCAUGAUCAAAUGCUUCAACGGAUUCAUAUGAAGACAUCAAAACUUGGAUUUGGUGUGGUUAUCGGAAGCUCCGAAAAUGGUUCCGAUAGAAGACGUGCUUUUGUGACAAUGACGUGCGAAAGAAGUGGGGCCGAAAUUUUAAACAAGACGACACUGGUUCAAGAAAAUGUGAGUGUCCCUUUAAGUCGGGCAUCCAAUUGCGUGUCGACUCAUGCCGGAAGAGAAGGAGUGCGUUGUGACAUGACUUUGAAUUUGGUUCAACCGAAAAAUAUACUUGCAACUUUGAAACGUAAAAGACCCAGAAAUAUCUCAAAUACCAAGUACCGAACAUGUGAUGAUGGAGUUACCGUUAGAGAUAUAUUUUGGACUUAUCCUGAUUUCAAAAAGUUGUUCAACACGUUUCCUACUGUGUUCAUACUUGAUUCAAUGUACAGGACCAACAAAUAUCACAUAACAACGAAUGUGAUAAGUCAGGUUAAACCCGCGGUUGGGACGAAACAGAUAAAGACCGAAGAUGGAAAAAUGGUGAAGGCGGGUGUGGUUGUGGAAAAAUUAAUGGAUGCAUGGAAUCGUAUAGUAGAUUCUUUUACAAAAGAAUUACAUGCCGAUUUUGUUAUGCAUUUUAGAAAAGUUUGCGAAAAGUAUCCUGAUUUGUUGAAAUGUGUUGAAAGCACAAUUCUUGACCAGGUGAAGAAGAAGAUUGUUUGUGCUUGGACCGAUCAGUUGGUCGGCAACAUGUCUCGAGCGGGUUUGAACUAUAUUUUUUAUGGGGCUAAACAAGUUGAUAAUGUAGGCUCCGAUAGCGCAAAGUAUGAAUGCACAAUUGAAAAAACAUAUGGUCUCCCAUGUGCUUGUGUUAUUGCAAAAAAAGUGAAACUUGGUAGCCCCAUAAGAAUGGACGAGGCUUGCACUUAUUGGAAAAAGCUUAGGUUUGAUGAUGAUGGUGUCAUGAAAGACAGUAAAUCGAGUAUCUCUAUUUUGACCGAAUGA
Lathyrus oleraceus (garden pea) is the source of this 1104-nucleotide messenger RNA. RefSeq lists its product as uncharacterized. The coding region runs from base 1 to 1104 and encodes 367 amino acids. NCBI's taxonomy places the organism in Eukaryota, Viridiplantae, Streptophyta, Magnoliopsida, Fabales, Fabaceae. The transcript has 5 exons. The record is from RefSeq and is a predicted model, not a curated record.